AACGCGUCAAAUUGCAGUUGAGAGUCAAACAAGAAAACCCAAGCAGAACCCAAACAAUGCACGCCAGAUUCCCUCAGAGUCGGCUCCUAAUAUAAUUUAUAAGUCAUUUGUGCGUCUAGUUAAGUAUGAUAAAUGAAAACACAGCACCAGGAGGUGACGGAGACGAUAACAAAUCAACGGAGAACGAACUGAAACGUGAACCGCAAACGAAAGCGACGCCCUCUUUAAGGUUCCUGCAGGCGGAACUGGAGCUCAAUGCUCAUCUGCGUGGUCUCAAAUUCAGCGAGCCGGUCCGCUACGUGUACAACCCGCUGGAGUACGCCUGGGAUACCCACCGCUGUUACGUGGACAAGUACUGCCAGGCGGGCCAGAAGUUCUUGUUUUUAGGGAUGAAUCCUGGGCCAUUCGGCAUGGCGCAGACGGGGGUGCCGUUUGGCGAGGUGCGGUCAGUUGUUGACUGGCUGAAGAUCACAGGUGAAGUCGGUCGCCCUGACGACGAGCACCCAAAGCGUCGCAUCAGCGGACUGGCCUGCACACAGAACGAAGUGAGCGGCGCACGUUUCUGGGGCUUCUUCAGAAAGUUGUGCGGCGAACCGUCAGCGUUCUUCCGCCACUGCUUCGUGCACAACCUCUGCCCUCUUAUUUUCAUGAGCGCCAGCGGGAAGAAUCUGACCCCGCCUGAGCUUCCUGCCCACGAGCGCCAGGAGCUCCUCCGUCUCUGUGACAUUGCCUUGUGCCAUGUCGUGGAGGCCCUGGGCGUUUCCAUGGUGAUCGGUGUCGGCAAGGUGGCGGAGCAACGUGCACGCCGGGCUCUUUCCGGCGCAGGUAUUGAGGUGCAAGUGGAGGGUAUCAUGCAUCCGUCCCCCAGGAACCCUCUGGCCAAUAAAGGCUGGGAGAGUGUGGCUACAGCUAAACUAGCAGAACUGGGUGUCCUCCCGUUGCUUGGCAGCACAUGACGGGCAUCCUUUGACCUUCUCAAGAGAUUUGGAAAAUAUUUCCAGUGCUUUCCCUACCAUUAUAUUAGGAAGGUGUCCUCUGAGUCUGCAGUUAAUUAAUUUCCAUUUGAUUUUUUUUAUCCAGCCUCAGAUUCUUAGCAGAAGUAAUUUGAGUAUACUUUCCAUAUAAGGUAGGUCUAUACUUCUGACUGUGGAGAAAUGAUUGCAAAUUGCAAUGUCUAUGUAUGCUUGUUUUUAAACCAAGGGAAAACACUCAUUUCUGUUUUGUUAACGCACUCCUGUCUUUGACCUGCAUUAGGUAAUGCAACGCUAUAUUCGUUUAAAGGCUUUUGGACUAUGUACAUAUUUCUAUGUAAAGUGUAUGCCAUGCUCGGGGUGUUUAAAGGCCUACUGAAACCCACUACUACCCACCAUGCAGUCUGAUAGUUUAUAUAUCAAUGAUGAAAUAUUAACAUUGCAACACAUGCCAAAACUGACGGUUUAGUUUACUAAAUUGCAAUUUUAAAUUUCCCUCGGACUUUCCUGUUGAAAACGUCGCUGAAUGAUGACACGUGUUUGUGACGUUGUUGGUUUGAGGGGACAUAUUAGCCCAGCACCACUUAAGGCCAAUAGUCGUCUGUUUUUAUCGCGCAAUUACAUAGUAUUUUGGACAUCUGUGUUGCUAAAUCUUUUGCAAUUUGUUCAAUUAAUAUUGGAGAAGUCAAAGUAGAAAGAUGGAGGUGGGAAGCUUUUAGCCUUUAGCCACACAAACACACCGUGUUUCCUUGUUUAAAAUUCCCGGAGGUGAUGCUUUACUAUGGAUCAGAGCGGUCAAGCGAACAUGGAUCCCGACUACAUGUCAACGGGCAGUUUUCGGUGAGAAAAUUGUGGAAAUAAAUCGCCUCUUACCGGAGAUCAGCGGAGCCAGCGUCGUCCUGCAGCUGCCGUGACUUCUCAAAGACUCUGGCAUCAAAACACCCGUGGCCACACCACUUCGACCAUAAGGUACUAUUAAACUCACUAAAACACUAGCAACACAAUAGCCAGAUAAGGGAUUUCCCAGAAUUAUCCUAGUAAAUGUAUCUAAAAACAUCUGCAUCCUCUCACUGCCCUCACCUUUUUUUUUUUUUUUUUUUUGUAACUUUUUUUUAUUUAUUGUUUUUCCUAGGCCUUCAUUUUAAAUUUCCUCAUCCACAAAUCUUUCAUCCUCGCUCAAAUUAAUGGGGAAAUUGUUGCUUUCUCGGUCCGAAUAGCUCUAGCUGCUGCUGGCUAAGAUUGUAAACAAUGUGAGGAUGUGAGGAGCCCUACAACCCGUAAUGUCAACUUCCGGUAAAUGCAAGGCUUUUUUAUUAGCGACCUAAAGUUGUGAACUUUAUCGUCGAUGUUCUCUACUAAAUCUUUUCAGCAAAAAUAUCGCAAUAUCGUGAAAUGAUCAAGUAUGACACAUAGAAUGGACCUGCUAUCCCCAUUUAAAUAAGAAAAUCUCAUUUCAGUAGGCCUUUAAGCGUGUUAGUUGAACUUACAAAGGUCAAGGAACAUACUCUGUAUACUGUUCUUUCCCCUUGCAUUUAUAUCGAUUAUUAUACAGUACAAUAUAUUUUAGAAUGGCAAUUUUACCAGGUCUGUAUAUUUGAAUUUUUCCAACUUUUUUGUAUUUGAUACGGAUAAUACCAUGUAUCAUAACUUUAUAAUGUAUAAUCUUUCCAGGUGGUUUGUUAGUCAAUUAAUUUACAUUUUAUUCAGUUGUUUUUUGUAAUUUUUGCACAAAAACCUUCAUACCUGCUGAGAAAUAAAAAUAAGUAAACAACUCA
Molecule: messenger RNA, 2746 nt
Organism: Nerophis ophidion (straightnose pipefish)
Lineage: Eukaryota; Metazoa; Chordata; Actinopteri; Syngnathiformes; Syngnathidae
Gene: smug1
Product: single-strand-selective monofunctional uracil-DNA glycosylase 1
Exons: 2
Coding region: 126-956 (276 amino acids)
Biological process (GO): base-excision repair
Molecular function (GO): oxidized pyrimidine nucleobase lesion DNA N-glycosylase activity; single-strand selective uracil DNA N-glycosylase activity
Source: RefSeq, a predicted model, not a curated record